UACAGGGAGGACCAUAACCAGCCAGUUGUCUUGUGGAAUACACACGCGAAGUCGUUGACAAUCGUUCAACUAGUUAAUUAAUAAAUUAAUCGAAAAACGAUUGGGGUUUUUGGGUCGUCGAUAAAUAAAUUGUGGAAAUUCUUGUGCAGUUGAUUGUGUGGAUUCUGUGAUUUGAGAAUUACGGGGCAAAAUGGUUGUGAAGGUUUACAUAUCUGGGAUCAGCGGGAAUAAGGAAGUGAAGAAGCGUCAGCAGAGGGUGAUGAUGAUCCUCGACAGCAAAAAUGUCGAGUACGAGGUGAUUGACAUCACGGAGCCCGGGAAAGAGGACGACAAGGAGUAUAUGCAGUCGAUGAGCAAUGCCAGGGACAACAAACAUCCUUUACCCCCGCAGAUCUUCAAUGAUGAGGACUAUUGCGGGGAUUACGAGGAUUUCGAUCUGGCGAAUGAGAUCGACGAAUUAGAGAAAUUCCUGAAAGUCGUUUCGCUCGACAGCUCGGCGGAAGGAACUGCUGAUCAGGAUACAGAGGUUCACGUGAAUGUCAGGCAAAAUGGAAAUACAUCGAGUCGAGAGGCCUCUACUGAUAAAGACGUCAGCGGUGUCCCCUCAGAAAGUGAAGUGAAUGAAAGACAACAUUCGACAGUGGAAGACACCGAGGACCAAUCAAAAUCCGUAGACGAUGAUUUAUCAACAAAAUCCCAAGCUGAAGAUGGAGAAAUGGACGACCUCCGCGAGGAUAUUGACACGGAUGUCCAUACCCGGAGGAUCAGUGAAUUGCUGGAGAGUUUGGGAACUGAUGUGAGAAGAGGGUUAUCGAGCUUGAGGGCUCGGGAAUUAUGGGCGGAAGUUGGGGCGAAUGCUUUGACUCCGCCGAAGAAGACUUCCGAGCUUUUGAAAUUAGCGAAGUGCUGCUGUGGGGGAUUUUCCACGCUCAUAUGGGUGGGUGCAUUCCUCUGCUUCGGCAGCUACAUUUUAGAAUCAGCGACCCAAGAGGUCCCCUCCCAAGACCACCUCUGGCUCGGUGUCGUUCUGGUACUCCUAACAAUGCUAACCGGAAUGUUCAGUUACUAUCAAGAGUCAAAAAGCACUAAAAUCAUGGAGACAUUCAACGAACUCCUCCCACAGAGAGCUGUUGCACUGAGGGACGGUGAAAGGAGGGAGCUCAAUGCGACUGAAUUAGUCCCUGGGGACAUUGUCCUCAUCGAAACCGGUGACCGAGUCCCUGCUGACAUUAGAAUCCUGGAAUGUCAAGGUCUUAAGGUCGAUAAUGCAUCAAUAACUGGUGAGUCAAUUCCACUUUUGAGAUCAUCAAUGACAUCAGGGGGAAGCAUUCUUGAGAGCAAGAACAUGAUUUUCUUCUCGACAAAUGUUAUUGAAGGUACCGGCAAGGGGGUGGUGGUGGCCUGUGGGGAUCAAACGGUGAUGGGAAGAGUGGCUAAACUCACUUCGAGGCUGUCGUCAAGGCCGACGCCACUCGCUCGUGAGAUAAACUCGUUCAUGAGGUACAUCUCCUCCUGGGCCGUGUUCCUCGGUUUUUCGUUCUUCGUAAUGUCCCUGGGGAUGGGCUACGGAUGGAUCGAGUCCCUGGUAUUUCUCAUUGGAAUUAUCGUGGCUAAUGUGCCUGAGGGGCUUCUAGCCACUGUCACUGUCAGUCUGACAGUCACUGCCAAGAGAAUGGCCAGCAAAAACUGCCUUGUGAAGAAUCUUCAGGCUAUUGAGACCCUGGGGUGCACUGCGGUCAUUUGCAGCGAUAAGACUGGAACUCUUACGCAGAAUAAAAUGACAGUCAGACAUCUGUGGUUCGACGGGAAAUUGCGAGAGGUGAUGGCUGGACACAACUGGCGAUGGUACUACAACAAUCCUGGAUUUAAUAAUUUAGCGAGGGUCGCCAGUUUGUGCAAUAGAGCCGAGUGGGCGCCCAUUUCUGGACCCCCUCCUCCCCUCAGUAAGAGAAAAAUUCUGGGAGAUGCCUCUGAGGCGGCUCUUCUCAAGUGCUUGGAGGUGCUGGUCAGGGGUGGGGCUGCAUUCUUUCGGAGGCAGUAUACAAAAAUUUUUGAGAUUCCCUUCAACUCGACUGACAAAUACCAAGCGAACAUUCACUCCUUCAACGGCCGCUACCUCCUAUCCCUCAAAGGAGCCCCCGAGAGAGUCAUAGAACACUGCACGAUGGUCUCCAUCGGUUCAGAGACCCGAGAGCUCACAGAUGAUGUUAAAUCAGCUUACACAGCCGCUUGCGACGAUCUCGCGAAAAACGGCGAGCGGAUUUUAGGAUUUGCAGACCUAGAACUUCCCAAAAAAUUAUUUCCGAGGGGUUUUCAAUUUACUGGAGAUCCUCCGAAUUUUCCACUCCAAAACCUCAGGCUGGUAGGUUUAAUGGCGAUGCUAGAUCCCCCUCGACCAACCGUCCCCGACGCUGUCUACAAAUGUCGUCUCGCUGGUGUCAAAGUCAUCAUGGUGACUGGCGAUCACCCAGACACCGCCAGAGCAAUAGCCAAAGCUGUCGGGAUCAUCACAGAAGAUCCCCAGGUCGACUCAGUCCACUCGAUCGUCAUCACGGGCUCGGAACUCCGGGAGUUGGAAGAAGGAGAGUUGGAUGCCCUCAUCAGAACCUAUCCGGAGAUUGUUUUUGCGAGAACUUCACCCGUUCAAAAGCUCCAGAUCGUCGAGAGCUGCCAGAGACUGCACUUGAUCACUGCUGUCACUGGUGAUGGCGUCAAUGACUCUCCAGCCCUGAAGAAGGCGGACAUCGGAGUGUCGAUGGGAAUUACCGGAUCAGAUGUAAGCAGACAAGUAGCUGAUUUAAUCCUCCUCGACGACAAUUUCGCCACAAUAAUCACGGGAAUAGAAGAGGGACGAAGAAUUUUCGACAGUUUGAAAUCAAGUAUUGCUUAUACUCUAGCCAGUAAUGUUCCGGAGAUCACGCCGUUCCUCGCGUUCAUUGCAUUUGGGAUUCCCCUGCCUGUGGGGAUUAUCUGCGUUCUUUGCAUAGAUUUGGGAACGGAUAUGUGGCCAGCGAUAGCACUGGCAUAUGAAGAGUCAGAGGGUGAUUUAAUAAAGAGACCUCCCCGGAUUCCCCAAACCGACCAUUUAGUCAGUAGAAAAUUGGUCUUCAUGGCCUACGGACAAAUCGGAAUGAUCGAAAUGGCGGCUGGUUUUUUCACCUACUUCGUGGUGAUGGCGGAGCACGGCUUCCGUCCUGGGGACUUGAUGGGACUGCGAGCCGCAUGGGACAACCCAGCGGUGAACGAUCUGAAGGACAGCUACAGUCAGGAGUGGUCCUACGAGCAACGAAAAAUCCUAGAGUACACCUGUCACACCGCGUUCUUCGUGGCAAUCGUGAUAGUCCAGGUGGCGGACGCAAUCGUCUGCAAGACGAGAAGAAAUUCGAUUCUCCGUCAAGGGAUGACCAACUGGAUGCUGAACCUGGGACUUCUAUUCGAAAUCGUGAUGGCUUGUGCUGUCUCCUAUGCUCCUUACAUGGAUGUAGUCCUGAAGACGUAUCCUCUGAGGGCCCAGUGGUGGCUUCCGGGAGUUCCUUACGCCGUUUUGAUAAUUGUUUAUGACGAGUUGAGGAAAUUGUGGAUCAGGAGACAUCCUGGGGGCUGGUGGGAUCGUGAGACGUCUUAUUGA
Diachasma alloeum is the source of this 3628-nucleotide messenger RNA. RefSeq names its product sodium/potassium-transporting ATPase subunit alpha. The record is from RefSeq and is a predicted model, not a curated record. Gene Ontology annotation, biological process: intracellular potassium ion homeostasis; potassium ion import across plasma membrane; proton transmembrane transport. Gene Ontology annotation, molecular function: ATP hydrolysis activity; ATP binding; P-type sodium:potassium-exchanging transporter activity. The coding region runs from base 191 to 3628 and encodes 1145 amino acids. Gene Ontology annotation, cellular component: membrane. NCBI's taxonomy places the organism in Eukaryota, Metazoa, Arthropoda, Insecta, Hymenoptera, Braconidae. The transcript is spliced from 14 exons.